Messenger RNA from Odobenus rosmarus divergens (Pacific walrus), 1410 nucleotides. RefSeq names its product plasminogen activator, urokinase (gene PLAU). NCBI's taxonomy places the organism in Eukaryota, Metazoa, Chordata, Mammalia, Carnivora, Odobenidae. Gene Ontology annotation, biological process: fibrinolysis; regulation of cell adhesion mediated by integrin; plasminogen activation. Gene Ontology annotation, molecular function: serine-type endopeptidase activity. The record is from RefSeq and is a predicted model, not a curated record. The coding region runs from base 127 to 1410 and encodes 427 amino acids. The transcript is spliced from 11 exons.
CAGCGCGGCGACUGGAGCCCCAGAGCCCCGCGGAUUGUCAGAGUGUCGACCCGCCCCGCCGUCCCGGCUCCGUGUCCCUCCUGCCGCAGCUACCGAGCCGCUGUCCAGAGCCGCAGCCUCGCCACCAUGAGAGUCCUGAUGGCGUGCCUGCUCCUCUGUGCCCUAGUAGGCAGCCAUGAACUUCAUCCACUGUCUAGUGCAUCAAACUGCGGUUGUCUGAAUGGAGGAACAUGUGUGUCCUACAAGUACUUCUCCAACAUUCAUCGAUGCAGCUGCCCAAAGAAAUUCCAAGGGGAGCACUGCGAGAUAGAUACAUCGAAAACCUGCUUUGAGGGGAAUGGUCACUCUUACCGAGGGAAGGCCAACACCGACAUCAUGGGCGAGCCCUGCCAGGCCUGGAACUCGGCCGCUGUUCUUCUGAAGGAGUACCAUGCCCUCAGACCCGAUGCCCUUCAGCUGGGCCUGGGCAAACACAAUUACUGCAGGAACCCGAACAACCAGAGAAGGCCAUGGUGCUAUGUGCAGGUUGGCCUAAAGCGGCUUGUCCGGGAGUGCAUGGUGCAAGAAUGCUCUCUUGAAAAAAAUCCCCCGCCUCCUUCGGAAAAAGAGUUUCACUGUGGCCAGAAGACUCUGAGGCCUCGCUUUAAGAUUAUUGGCGGAGAAUUCACCACCAUCGAGAACCAGCCUUGGUUUGCGGCCAUCUAUAGGAGGCACCGUGGAGGCUCUGUCACCUACCUGUGUGGUGGCAGCCUCAUCAGUCCUUGCUGGGUGGUCAGCGCCACACACUGCUUCAUUCAUUACCAGAAGAAGGAGGACUACAUUGUCUACCUGGGUCGGUCAAAGCUAAACUCCAAGACACGUGGGGAGAUGAUGUUUGAGGUGGAAAAGCUCAUCUUGCAUGAGGACUAUAAUGCUGACAGCCUUGCUCACCACAAUGAUAUUGCCUUGCUGAAGAUCCGCUCCAACACAGGCCAGUGUGCACAGCCAUCCAGGUCCAUACAAACCAUCUGCCUGCCUCCACGGUCUGGUGAUGCUCAUUUUGGUACAAGCUGUGAGAUCGCUGGCUUUGGAAAAGAGAAUACUACCGACUAUUUCUAUCCAGAGCAGCUGAAAAUGACCGUUGUGAAGCUGGUUUCCCACCAGGAGUGUCAGCAGCCCCACUACUAUGGUUCCGAAGUCACCACCAAAAUGCUGUGUGCUGCUGACCCACAGUGGGAAACAGAUUCCUGCCAGGGAGACUCCGGGGGACCCCUGGUCUGCUCUAUCCAAGGCCGCCUGACUCUGACUGGGAUUGUGAGCUGGGGCAGUGGAUGUGCCAUGAAGGACAAACCAGGCGUCUACACAAGGGUCUCAAGCUUCCUGACUUGGAUCCAUAGGCACACUGGGCAACAGAAUGGUCUAACCCUCUGA